Sorghum bicolor (sorghum) is the source of this 1848-nucleotide messenger RNA. Its product is annotated as protein NEN4. NCBI's taxonomy places the organism in Eukaryota, Viridiplantae, Streptophyta, Magnoliopsida, Poales, Poaceae. Bases 364 to 1323 code for a protein of 319 amino acids. The record is from RefSeq and is a predicted model, not a curated record. The transcript has a single exon. Gene Ontology annotation, molecular function: nucleic acid binding; 3'-5' exonuclease activity.
CUACUAGCUUGUCCGUCCAUUAACGGCAUGAACAUGAUAUAUAUAUAUAUAUAUAUAUACAGGCAGCAUCCCAUCGAUCUUCUUAUAAUUUGCCAGAGCAUCGCGAUCGGACAUGCAUACAGCUAGCUAGCUUUAAUUAAUUAGCUUCUUCUUCAUUCGUAGCUAGCUUCCAUAGCAUUGCAUUCCAACAAUUCCGUCGUCCAUUCCUACAAAUCACUUGUUUUGCGUCCCACCCAACAACUCGAUCGACGAUCUGAGAGAAAGAGAGAGAGAGAUACAUCAUUCGUACGUUCAUUCAUCGAUCGAUCAGAGAGAAGAAGCAGCAGCUGCUACGUAGAGUAGCUAGCAAGCACGGCUCCAUAUAUGUCGACGACGGCGGCGGCGAUGAGAGAGAUCGUCUUCUUCGACGUAGAGACGACGGCUCCGACGCCGGCGGGGCGGUGGUGGCUGCUGGAGUUCGGCGCCAUCCUGGUGUGCCCCAGGAAGCUGGUGGAGGUGGCUAGCUACGACACCCUCAUCCGCCCGGGCGACCUCUCCGUCGCUGUCACCAAGCGAUUCAGCGACGUCGAGGCCAUCGCGUCGGCGCCGCCCUUCAAGGACGUGGCCGACAAGAUAUUCGAGAUCCUGGACGGCCGCGUGUGGGCUGGGCACAACAUCCAGCGCUUCGACUGCCCCCGCAUCCGGGAGGCGUUCGCCGACAUCGGCCGCCCCGCGCCGGAGCCCGCCGGCGUCAUCGACUCCCUCAACGUCCUGGCCGCCGACUUCGGACGCCGCGCGGGGGACCUCAAGAUGGCCACGCUCGCCACCUACUUCGGCAUCGGCAAGCAGAAGCACAGGAGCCUGGACGACGCGCGCAUGAACCUCGAGGUGCUCAAGCACUGCGCCACCGUCCUGCUGCUCGAGUCCAGCCUGCCACACGUCCUGGGGGGCACGCAGCUGCAGCUGCAGGCUCGACAAGCCCACGGCGCACCAGUCACAAGGAGGAUGGCGGCGAAGGCGCAGGCGACGUCCUUCUCCUCUUCCACGACACCGCCGCCGCCGCCGCCUAAACAUGUUGUACACCACCACCGCCCCGGCGUCGUCUUGUCGCAGACCAAGCUGCCGUUUACACCUGCACCUGCGGCCACCCCGUGCGGCAAGAGGAAUAGCCUGGGCAAGGUGGUGCCGAGGGCCGUCGUCCACCAAGCUGCUGCUGCUGCCGCUGCUGCUCCAUUGAGUAGCACAAGCACAGGCACAAGCAGGCGCCCCGUGACGGCGACGGCGACAGGGAAGACGACGCCCUUCCACAUGAUCCUCAGGCACUCCAGGGCCAUCCUCAGAUGAGGAUGACAUGCUUUGGAAGAUCAUAUCGAUGAUGGGUGUUUCAUGCUUAUUAGCUAGCCACGGAGAAGAAGAUAUAUGGAGCUGCCAAAUCUGUCUUUUAACUUCCUGGCUGUAGCUCAGCGAGCAUCUCAUUUGUAUAGCUACCUAAUUGGAUUCAUUCCUAGCUUGGAUUUCAUUCAAUUGUACACUCCAUCGAUUUCAUUUCAUCCACGCACCUUAGUUUAACUGACUCCGUCAGAUUUAGUUGUUCUACUUGUAUAGUUUGGUGUUGUAUAAUAAGUUAACAUAACAUUCAUUUGUGUAAUUUACUCUGAAUAAUUGCUUCAUUUGUAUAAAUUACUCUGAAUAACUCUGUUCUCGGUCUGAAUAAUUCUUUCAGAUGCUCUGUUCUCGGUCUGAAUAAUUCUUUCAAAUGCUCUGUUCUCCAUCUGAAUAAUUGUUUCAGAUGUUCUGUUCCCGGUUGCACAUACGUGAAGGAUUCCAAUUUGCACCGGCUGUGCUAUCUAAUACCAACAUGAUCCGUCG